CCCCCCCCCCCCUCAACAAGUCGAAGCCUAAAGGAAGAGCUGCUUUCAACCAAACAGCCUGUGAUGGAAAUCCCUGCCAUAAAUCUAAAGGCCAUAGUCCUGGUGCACUGGCUGCUGACAGUAUGGGGCUGCAUGUCGUGGCUCCCCUCCUCCUUUGCCUGGGGGAACUUCUGUGUUUUGGCCGUCGGCGUCUGGGCCAUCGCACAGAGGGACUCCAUCGACGCCGUGCUCAUGUUUCUGAUGGGGAUGGUCCUGACGAUACUGACCGACAUCGUCCACUUUGGGAUCUUCUACCCGCUGAACGAGUACGCCGUAGAAAACCGCUUCCGCUUCAGCGCGGGAAUGGCCAUCCUCAGCCUGCUGCUCAAACCCGCGUCCUGCUUCUUCGUCUACCAGAUGUACCGCGAGCGCGGAGGCGACUACAACGUUAACUUUGGUUUCCCCUCCGUGUCACGGAACCGAGAGGCCUACCAGUCCAUCGACCAGCAGGACGAGUCAUCCGGGCCGGCCAAUCCCUUCAACCAGGCCCAGGACAGCAAACCAGCCGUCCGCACAUACUGAGAGAACCCGGGACGGUGCAGCAGCAGCACCGUGCUCUCACUUCUUCUCACUUCUUCUCACUUCUUCUCACUUCUUCUCACUUCUUCUCACUUCUUCUCACUUCUUUCAGUCGAUCCGUCCCCGUGUUCUCGUACGCAAGUCGGUCCGCUGCAGAUCGCACUGCCGGCAGAAUGAAUACUUUAUGUUAUGCUAAAUCAUUAGCUGUGUUUGUUUUUUGUUUUUUUAAAUGGGGAUGUGGCGUAAUUAAAGCCAUUUACAUUCUUUUCUGCUGAGCUGGCACUUCACUGCUGAAUAAAUACAGAGGAAACACUGCUCCACCCCCUGCUGUGUUACCGCCUACUAUUUUAGUAGGGAAGUGUUAAAUGGAGCAGUUGUGUCAGUUAACUUUUUUUUUUUUUUAAACACGUGGCACUUACAGACCUCUUGUCUGUUCCUCUUUGUGAUCGGCGGUACAAGUAAUUAUUGUUAUUGCCGCUUUACGGUUCUAACAACAGAGAACCGGAGUGGAGGAUCAGAGUCGAGCCCUUUUUAGAUUUAGAAGGAGCCUCGUGCCUUUUGUACUUCUUACUCCAGGAGAGCUGUGAUGUUUAGGGCGAAGACGCUCACUUGAUGACAUGCAAAGUCGUAUUUACUACAUUAAAACAGAGUUUUGAGAAGAAAAAAUAAUAAAAUAUGAAGAUUUCUUUCUUUUUUUUGUAAUGUAAAACUGAAAUAGAUUACAGAGCACACACUGAGCCGUCGAUCCGUUAUGUGUUGAGACAGUUCUGUCACACCGCAAAUGUUUAAUGAAACGAAACCUCGAAAUCCACAUCACAUUAAAUAUUUUACCGGGUAAUUCUGCACGCCACUCACUUGCGGCGCUUAGAGUGGGAAGAGAAGCGGCCGCGGUGGCAGCGGGGUGGACGUCACUGACUGAUUGCAUCAUUUGGAUUUUUUUUUACAGUCGGUUAGUUCUCUUUUUGGGAGUUUUGAGUUCCUGUUUGGAAAUCGUGAUGACGCGACGCGACAGAGAGGACAUGUGGCAACGACGUUGGUCACGUUAUAGAGAGCGAAAAGAUCCUGUUGCAAAAGGAGGGAGGGGGGGGGGUCUACAGAUUAGUUUAAUUUAAAGAUUGUUGUCGCUUAUCUGAAAGGAUUAUGUUUUUACACGUUAUACAAAUAUUCAAUCAUUCUAUCAUUGUGUUAAAUGUGGAUCGAGGACCCCCUCGAGGCCCCGAUCCCCACUUUGAGCAUCACCGUCGAUCACAGGAGGCUCCUCAUUUCUUUAAGAACAUCAUUCCACACCAACUGAGCCAAUGAGAACCUCCUCACAUAUACAUAUAUAUAUAUACAUAUAUAUAACACACCACAUGGUGUCCGCCGUGUCGAUUGUGAGGCGACCUGCAUUAAGGCGGCAGCUAUUGUUUCUGCGACUCCAGUCCUAAUAAAAUUGUAUACACACAUAUAUAUUUAAAAGCAUUUUUGCACCACCAGGGUUACUCUAGUAAGGCAACUCCAGAAGGAAGGGUGUUACAUGACAAAUGAUUCGCUACGGCCAUGGAAAAGAGAGAGUGUAAAAAAUGUGAAAUAAAUAUAGCUCGAUUCCCCUAUUAAAGUGUAGAAAUGUGAAAAAAGAAGGUUGUUUUUCUGCCGUUUCAUUUGCAGCAACUGGCAGCGGCGGCUUCGGCUUAACGCCUGUCGCUCUGAAGGCGUUUUCAAAAGAUACAAAGACUGUUACUAUGACGAUUAGAAGAGCGAAAGAUGAAACAUUUGGGGCUGCGUGUUGCGUUUGCGAUUCUUUUUUUUUUUUAAAAACAUUUGUGUUCUGCUUCUCCGACAUGAGUGUGUUUGUUGCUGUUUUUCAUUCCCUGGGUUGCUUCUUGAUUUGUAAUUUCAUCCGGACGAGUUUGAGGUUUUUUCUUUGAUCUUGAAAAUAAAGAUCGGUGUAGAACACGUGUUGCAUGAAGCUUUUCCAGAUGGACUACAGGAUUCACACGACGUGUACGUCAGAUAUAUGAAGCAUUCGACUACUCCCUCUAUUCUUUUCUCGUAUUGUUCUUCUCUUUUCUCCGUCACACACAUAUUUCUACUCGCUACUAGCUUCUCUUUUUUAGACUUUCAUCUUCCUUUUUUUCACCGCACAUUUUUUAUUUUUAAACCAAACGUGUCAAUACUCAUUUAACCACUUCAGCAGGUACGAAAGCACUCGACUUUAAAAAAAAAAAAGACACAAAAAUGUUAAAACGCUUCAUAAAAGAAUUAUUUUUCCGAGCUGCUGCCGCUUUCCUGGAGUAAUUGGAGCGGUAACGCCGCACGCACCUGGAAUGUAACAGCACCUGAUUGAAUUUACAUAAAAGUACUAAGUAGUACACACGGAAUGUGAUUUAGCAGUCAAGGUUUCUGUCCCCUGACGACUUUUCCUCCAUUUGCAAAGCGUUAACGCCGGUUAGCUUGAACGGUCUGUUGUCCUCAGACGAGCUGCCGUGAGUCCUUGAGGUAAGAGCCGUGUCAUUUGUUUGUGCACGACGUCGGGCCCCUCUUUGGAAAGUCUUAUUAUGCAUCCGUAUGCACGAACACGUGCUAACACACAUACACACGGGCCUCAGAGAACCUUCUGACGCCUGCAAAUAUGAACCGCAGGCAGCAGGUUCUGGAACACCGGAGACGGGGGAGGGGGGGGGGGGGGGGGGGGGGGGACCGAAGGGAACCUGGUGAAAAGGUUACACAUCCAACUUUUUCUGGAAGCGACAAAGCGUGCGCUGACUCUCACACCGUAGAUGAUGAGAUGAUGUGUGAUUCUUAGGUUUUAACAAGUUUGAAAAAAACUGGGAUAAUAAUCACACAUUGACAGCUUUGCAGUUUUAAAUGUGAAUACUUCUUUUCUGAAUAAUAUACCAAAUGUUUUCACAGUAAGUUUCCUCAUAAAGGUGCUAAAAUGGUACACAUAUUAUUAAUUAAAUUGAAUGAAUUGCUGGCAUAACUUUGAGAGUCUUUUUGUCCCCUUUAGGAUUAUAAAAAUGUGUCCAAGCAAACAUGCACAUAGAGAAUAAAGUGUCCAAUAAUAAAAGAAUAGCCAAUCAACUAAAA
Messenger RNA from Cyclopterus lumpus (lumpfish), 3627 nucleotides. It is a transcript of the gene agtrap, whose product is annotated as angiotensin II receptor-associated protein. The record is from RefSeq and is a predicted model, not a curated record. Gene Ontology annotation, cellular component: plasma membrane. Lineage: Eukaryota; Metazoa; Chordata; Actinopteri; Perciformes; Cyclopteridae. The coding region runs from base 64 to 561 and encodes 165 amino acids. Gene Ontology annotation, biological process: regulation of blood pressure; angiotensin-activated signaling pathway. The transcript is spliced from 5 exons.